Molecule: messenger RNA, 873 nt
Organism: Dovyalis caffra
Lineage: Eukaryota; Viridiplantae; Streptophyta; Magnoliopsida; Malpighiales; Salicaceae
Source: the annotation of a GenBank genome assembly
AUGGAGAUAAAUAUAUGGGGGGUCAAAGAAGCAAAACAGCAGAAAGCCAAUCUGAAAAGCAUGGCGUCUAUUUCGUCACUGAAUUCUCUGUCUCAACGUCCUUCCCAUCCCUCCUUCCCAUCUUUCUCUUCCAAACUUAGCACUGACACUCCUUCAACUUGUCUAGGCAGCAAGAGACGCAGAAACCAACAUGUUCUCUGCUGCGACAAGAACUACAAAGAAAAAGAAGAAGAACCACGGCAACUCAGCUUUUUUUUUGGCCUUGGAGAAGGAUCAUGUGGGAGUGGAACUAGAAGAAGAGAAGCUUUGUUCAAUAUGGCAUUUAGUGCUUUUACAUUGCCGGCAGCAAUUGCAUCUACUGCAUUGGCAGCGACCGAUGUGGCUGAGGAUUUACGUGUUUAUACCGACGAUGUGAACAAGUUUAAGAUAGCUAUUCCCCAAGGGUGGCGGGUAGGUGCAGGAGAAACAAGUGGAUUCAAAUCGCUCACUGCUUUUUAUCCAGAAGAAGCUUCUAAUUCGAGUGUUAGUGUUGUGAUCACGGGGCUUGGUCCAGAUUUCACUAGAUUGGAAUCUUUUGGCAAAGUUGAUGCCUUUGCUGAGUCUCUGGUGGGUGGACUGGACAGGAGCUGGCAGAGGCCCCCAGGCGUGGUAGCAAAACUUAUAGACUCUAAAGCUUCUAAUGGGUUUUACUACAUCGAGUAUACGCUGCAAAAUCCAGGAGAAAGUCGCAGACAUUUGUUUUCAGCACUUGGGGUGGCAUUCAAUGGUUGGUACAACAGACUAUAUACGGUGACAGGGCAGUUUGUCGAUGAAGAAUCGGAGAAAUUCGGCACCGAGGUCCGGAAGGCUGUUUCAUCCUUCAGGUUCAUUUGA